UCGGGAAUCUUGAUCUUCACUUAACUUGAUGACUUGAGCCGUGUGCGUGUGGUCCUACAUGGUGGACGACUUCAUAUCUUUAAAAUCGGAUCGACUACCACCGCCCAUUAUUAAUUAACAGUGCGCACAAUCGGUUAAGCAAAUUCUCAAUUAUGAGUGAUGACGAAGACGAUUUUGCUUUUUAUGGCACUGCUGUUGCUCAAUUGGAUGAAAAUGACAUUGUUGCAAAGAAAGCCCCUAGACUGGAGGACCAAACUGUCGCAGAUAAGCAAGGAAGGCGACGAUUCCAUGGUGCAUUCACCGGAGGCUUUUCUGCUGGUCACUUUAAUACAGUGGGUAGUGUGGAGGGCUUCACUCCAUCAACAUUCACAUCAUCCAGAUCUGAGAGAAAUAAGGAUAAAGUGGCCCAAAAUGUUGAAAUGUUCAUGGAUGAAGAAGACAUGAGUGCUCAUGGCAUUGCAGCGCAACGACUUCAACCAAUAGCAGAUUAUGCUGGUGGCAGCAGCAGUGAUGGCAAGAGGAAGCGGAUCAUGCCCAGCACAGGACCAAUUCCUGGAAUUCCUGUUCUGCUCGACAUCACCACUGAUCCAUGCAAAAGUGUGGGCGUUCGUCUCCUACGCAGCUUGGGUUGGCGAGAAGGACAAGGAGUUGGGCCGCGUCUUUCACACCGAGAAAAGAAGAGGAAAGGCAAAAAAUUUUCACAUUCUUCUGCAGUGGAUGGUCCCGGAAAUUCGGAUUCCGACUCAGAGUUGCCUGCCGGCUAUUCCAACGUGACGUUUGCCCCCGAAGAAGCAGGGUCUGCUCAAUUAGCUGUUUUAGAAAACAAGGACAACACUUUUGGAUUGGGUUACAAGCCUUUGAGUCGCGAUAACAUCUUGGGGAGAAAAGUGCGCGAAUCGCAGCCUUUUUCUGUCUCAGAGAAGAAGAAAACAAUGACCAUCAAAGGACAGGCGUUUGGCGUCGGUGCCUUUGAAGAAGAAGAUGAAGACAUAUAUGCUCAAGAAGACUUAUCUGACUACAACUUUACAUUGGGUGGGUCAGCAACUGCCGUUACAAAAACAUCGAGCACAAACAGCAACAUCAGCGUUGGGUCUGUGUGCGAAAUUCUGGAAGGUUUCGUGCUAAGCAAGUCCUCGGAAGCACCUCCGGCUGAACCUUCCUUGCCGGCUUUACCUCCAGGGUUUGUGCCUCUGCACAAACCUCUCAGGAAACGGUUUUCAGGUCGUAGUCACGAGCAGCGCGGACUGGGACGCCACGACUUGACUUAUCACGACCGCUACCGCAUAAUGGCGGGCAGCGAAACUAGUGUCGAGGUGAGAACUGGCGUAAAGGGCGCACAGCCUCCUGUCGUGAGAGCCUCUACGCCUCCUGAUGAAAGAGUCUCAUCGCCUCUUCCUCCUGAGCUUUUCUCAGACGAGGCCCAGCCUUCGAAAGCUGGAGCUCAGUAUCAGCCAUUCAGCAGCGAUCCUCAAAAGCAGAAGAGAUACGAGCUCUUCCUCAGGAUGACCGAGAAAGGCCUUAAAAGUCGUUACAACGAGACGCAGCCUGCGUCUUUGACGGAGUGGGAGCGUGACCGGGAAAUUCAAGAAUUUGAACGCGCUGCUUUACUCUACAAGCCUCUUACGUUUGCUAUGGCAACAAGAUUUGUCUCGAGCUCUGUGGGAGAGAGUACUCCGUUGUUGAAAGAUGGCCUCAACAUGAAUAUUAAAAAGGUAAAUCCUCAGCUGACGCCGAAGCAGGAGUCUGUAUUGGAGGACACCUCCACUUCUGCCGCCAGCAGUGAUCCGCGUAUGCAAGCUGCGAGCAACGCCAUGUUCGGUAAACUGACGCUCUCCGUGAUGCAGUGGCAUCCUGACAAGACGCUCUGCAAGCGCUUCAACGUGCCACAUCCUUUCCCAGACUCUCGCCACGUUGGUGUGAUGUCUUCGUCUGGCAAGAGUGGCACAAGAGACGGGCUUGAUGUCCUGCGCGUUGCGUCGCCCUCACGACCUCCGCCGGUCGCUGCCACCACGACCUCUUCAGUCGCCGCUGUCACGGUCCCCUCCAACGAAGAUCUGGAGCCUGAGACGCCGGAGACUUACGGCUUGAAGGUAUCGGUUACAGGGCCUCCGACUAUUGACCUCUUCAAGGCUAUUUUUCAAGACUCGUCGUCCUCAUCGAGCGACUCUGAAAGUUCUGAACCAGAAAAUAAAAAGCUUGAAUUGCCAAAUUCGUCCAAGUCUCUUCGCAAUGCUGGUGAAAAUGAACGAAAAUUGGACGAACCAUCGCAGCGAACUCGGAAGAGUCGAUUUGAACCGCGUGAUGAAGAUGAUCUUGAAUUUCAACCUCCUAAGCAAAUUUUGAGCAAUGAAGACUCUGGCGACAAGGGAGAUACCUUGAUUGUACCUCCAAAACACAUAUUUGUGUCUCAGAAAAGCAAAGGCGACGGAGAUGAUGCUAAGAUUGAAAACGGUUCUGAAAAGAUUGAUAAGAAGAAAAAGAGAUCGGCGUCUGUGGUUAAAUCCAGUCUUAGUUUCGUGGUUGAGUCUGACCACAGCGAUGAAGAAACUGCGAAAAAUUCUUCCAUCCAAACCAGCAGUUCCAAACAUUUAUUGUUAUCUCGGUCUGAAAAAGAUAAUGGUGAUCGAAAGCAAAUGGCUUUACGUGAACACUCGGACCCUGACAGAUAUCCAACGAUGGCAACAAAAUCUUCCAACAGCGAGCAUGCUUCGAUAUCGGCAAAUAACAAACAAAAAUGCAGUAAAAAUAAUGUUGAUGAUGAAUCAGUUAGAACGAAUUCGGAAUUUCAUUCUUCAAACAGAAGGGGAUUCGAACAGCAGGCUACUGAUGCUGGUAUGGGCCAUGGUUCUAUUUCUCGCUCAGGCCAAACUUAUCCACACGAGAAAAAUGCGGCUAGUAACUCCAGGUCUCCGUCGGAGUUGGUGACGAAGCCUACCCAGUCUCGAGCAGGUGGAAUUUUUGCCAACAUCGAUUUUGCAGAACUCAACAAGUACCGAGAAUUAAUUUCUGAUCCUCCAGAUGAUAAGGCCUCGAUUGAUAAAACUGAGAGCCGAGAUAAUCCUUCAGAUAAAAGCACAAGAACUGAAACUAGGCCACAGAUAAAAAGUACGUCCGAGUCAGUGCGUCGAGUCCUCGAAAGCUCGUCUGACGACUCAAAUUCGUCUGUUGACUCCAGCGACGCGUACGGCGCUGCGCUGCCGCCAAAUUUUGUCAGUCCGUUGCAGGUUAUACGUGAGGGGAAGAAGAAAGCUGUUCCUGGUAUAAAGAAAUUUGAUGACACGAAGCUCGUUGAAAGAACUAAAGAACAUGCAGACCACAAAAAGAAGAAGAAGAAGAAGAAAGAAAAGAAGAAGCAUAAGCACAAAUCCCGCAAAGAAAAUAAAAAAUCUUCUAAAGAGAAGAAAGCGAGAAAAAAUCUAAGUGAGAGCUCGGACUCCUCUAGCGAAUAAGACUUGAAAAUAUCAAUGUAAAAUUUUGUUCUCAGCUGUUUAUUUUGAGUGUGACGUAUAUGAUAAUUGUCACUGAUUAAUAAACUCCUGAAGUCCUUU
This is a messenger RNA of Hyalella azteca, 3548 nucleotides long. Its product is annotated as G patch domain-containing protein 1-like. Bases 153 to 3449 code for a protein of 1098 amino acids. The record is from RefSeq and is a predicted model, not a curated record. Gene Ontology annotation, biological process: mRNA processing. Gene Ontology annotation, molecular function: RNA binding. Lineage: Eukaryota; Metazoa; Arthropoda; Malacostraca; Amphipoda; Hyalellidae. Gene Ontology annotation, cellular component: nucleus. The transcript has 15 exons.